AUGACAGCAUCAACCAAACAUAUAAAUUUCGAAGCAGAAUCGAUCGGGUCUUCAAAAGCUUUUAAUACAAGCAAGGCAGGCAUUGCGCACUUGCCUAUCGAUCAAGCAUCACAACUAGGAGCACCAGCAGUGCAAGCCUCAGAAAUGUUAGCAUUGGAUGUACAUUCUGGAGAGAGCACAUCACAGCUCUAUGCAUCAUACUUUGCUGCUUCGACAACACUACAACAAACGCAACAACAACAACAACAGUUUUUGCCAGGCGCAGAAAAAGAAAAACGGCGGAAUACGGAUAGUGAACCACGUGUUGUUACAAAAAUUAUGUUUGGUUCAUUGUCACGUUUGGCUGGUGAUGCAUUUAAGGGUGCGAAGCAAGCUACUGAGCAACUUGCGCAAGUUGCGCAGCAUGCUGCCUCCACUUCCGACUUGACAAUGACUAAUAAGUCAAAACUUCCACAGAUGAUAUCAUCAUCGUAUCCAAUAUCUCCAAGUCAAUCCUUUCUUGAAAGUGAUUUGUUACCUGGUUUGGAUGAUUUGUCAGAAGAAGAACGUCAAAAAAUCAUGGCAGUAAUGGCAAGCGCUGAAUUAGACAUGGCAUCGACUAGUGUGUCUGGAUCAUCAGCUCCGGUCAAAAUAUCCGUUUCGCUGGAUUCAUUUUUCAAGAAUGAGGAUCCAAGGAAUUCUAUAAGCAGUUUGCCAGAACAAUCGAAAGUGGAUUCUGUCUCAACCAAUAAAGUAGAGUCGAAGUCGUCUGUUACGAUGCCGCUUUUCUCUGACAUUGUAAAUGAAAUUGAUUUGUCGUGUUUGUCGCCAGCUGAACAAAACCAUAUUAUCGGCGUGAUGAAAGCUGCCGAAUCCGAGGAGGCAAAUAUUAUUCCACCUGUGUCAUCGUUGCUUCCAGUAUCAACAACGGCACCACUUUCAAUUACCCCAAUCAAUGAUGAGUUUCACGACAAUUUAGCUGGACUUUCACAAGCUGAAAGGGACCAAAUCUUAACGGUGCUAAAAGCCGCAGAAGAAGAGCAUUUCGAAAUUACUCAGCCUGUUUUCCAAAAUGGAACAUUAGGAGAUCACAAUGAAGAUAAUAAAUGGCGUCAGGAUAAAAAUUUUGAAAGCACUGGUGAUCAGGAUAUGGAAAAUCAUGAAGCCUUUAUGGAAUCAUCUGCUAUAUCUUCCAUCGGCGCAACACUACCGCAAAUCGAUAGUGAUUACACAAUAGCUGAAGACAGCAGCUGUGAUCUCGGUUUCAGACAUCCAAGUCUCGUAUCGAGUAUUGCCACUGGAACUGAUAUCCAAGAAACAGAUACCCCAUCAGCACCUGGAAGUAGUGAUUAUGGUAGCGCUGAUUUUGAUUACACUUAUGGAGAUGAUAGAAGGUUUAUAUUUGAUGGCACCAGCCAAUUGGAAGAUUCUCCGAAAGAAAAUCAAGAUACUGAUAGUGGUAUUGGAGCUCUCGAUUGGUCCGAUCAGGGGCAUUAUGAAUGGAGUGAACGGAAGCCCCGAAUGUGGACAACGGUCUUCACCGAGGAAGAAGAAAAACAUGAUACAGACAUGCAAAAGCGUGGAAAAAUGGCAGAAAAUUAUAUUCAAGCAGCCGAUUCACAUCACCAAAUUAUUGCAGUUACCGAUGCUCCUGAGAACACUGCUAAGGAGUCAAGUGAUACUGUUGAAAAAAACGUAUAUAAAAUAAAUACGACUCAAGAUAAUGAUGAACGACUUUUUACCAGUACUGACAAUCUUCCGGAAAAGGCUUUAGAAUCGCAGACCUCCGCUGCUCAACAUGAGAUACUGAAAACUGCGCAUAUUAUGCGGAUUCCACCAGCAAUAACGGUAACUGAUCACGAUCACAGGAUCCGAUUAACAGCUGAUGACGAUUCCGAUGCUGAAACAAGUCCUUCUUCUGAUGAAGAUGACUAUCCUGAUCAGGUAAUCGAAGUGCCCUCUGCACCACCAAUAUCGUACGACGAAGUGGAAAAAGAGCAAGAGCAACAAGAGGCAUUCGGGAAAGCUGUUUUACAGCAAAUACAGGCUUUUGGAGAAGCAGCAAAUGAUGAAUUUGACGUGCAGUGGGUUCAUGAUAACUUAAUCAGAAAUGAGGCGAUAAGUAAUAUCUUUUCACACGAUGAAAGUACAACACCAGCGGUAGCUUACGAUGGGAUCCUAUUAUCAGUCGAAACUGAGCACAAUGACAAAGCAGCGAGUUUGAAUAAAGUUACCUCCGAGAGGAAAAAUCCAUUCCUGGAUGUCGAUGGUAGUGUCGAUGAUAGUAUACUUAAAAUAGUGGAAGAGGAUUCAUUGGAACCUGAUGAUGUUGACUACACAGCUGCAGCUAAUUAUUACAGUAGCCAGUCACUGUUAACUCAUAGGCCUGGUUCGGUUUACACAAUUCCGGAGGAUAAAGAGCAAGAUGAUGGACAGGUCAAUACCGAUUCGAAGUUCUACGCGAAGGAAGUGAUUCGCAGGAUACGCGCAGAAUCAGCAGUUCUACAAGCAACUUCUAAGUCCACUGCGUUUAGUGAGGGAGAAACUGCGUUAAAUAUGUUUUCAACUUUGAAUCCUACUCAAAAAGGCAGAGAUGUGACGACAACCGUAUAUAGUAGCGACUACUAUAGUCAAUUGCAAAAGCGCCAGGCUGAAAGUUCAAAACAAACGUUGUUUCAUGAUGAAGAAACAAAUGCAGUAACUCCUGUAGUUGAAGCGAAUAUGAACAGCUUUGAAGCUUCAAAACAACUGGAACAUAUCACUACAUCUUCACCAACUGCACAGAAAGAACCUUCUUCCUGUUUAUCCUCCGGUGGUGUUUCAUUAUGUAGCAGUGCUAUGGUCUUCAAUGUCUCUUCGCAUCGUAUUGCAUCUGCCGGUUUCGAUGGCAUUCAGAAUGGGAGAAUCGAUGAAAUGGAAAUAUCCACAAACUUACCUGCCAGUAAAAAUGAUUCUGGAAUUGGGGUAUUGAAAAUGAAUUCAGGAAUAAUCCAACAUUCAAAAAGCGAGUCAUCAUCAAAUUUGAUUUGUAGUAUGUCAAAUUUUCACCAGAUACCGGGACAGCCAUGCAACUCACCUUCCAAAGCAAAACCUGCGUCACUAUCAGAAACGUUAGGAAGUGGACUAGAUUCGAACGCUGGAACUAUAUCAUCCAGAUUUGAUGCUGAUCCAACAGCCACAAGAUUAAAACGAUCGCCAGCCAUGAUGCUGAUGGGUGGCCAACAACAUCACGUUCCUAGCACAUCGGCAACCUCAGAAAUGUUGGCCACUGCUUAUGCGCCAACAUUGUUUUCACAAACCAUUCCAAAAGAGGUUAUUUAA
Molecule: messenger RNA, 3300 nt
Organism: Cercopithifilaria johnstoni
Lineage: Eukaryota; Metazoa; Nematoda; Chromadorea; Rhabditida; Onchocercidae
Source: the annotation of a GenBank genome assembly